GGGGGGUUGGACUAGAUGACCCCCUCCCAGCUGUACAAUUUCUAUGAGACCUUAAAUCUGCAAGUAAAUCAUUUUUAAACAUACUUCAGUGUGUGGUCUAUUCAUGCAGAAGGGGUAGAAGGAACCUGACACAGGAUAAAGAAAGGCUGACUAGCCUAUUCCUAUGCCUCACGAAACUGCCUGAUGAUGAGAAUUAAAUUCUGCUGGGGUGCAGAGAGUCUGCUAAGCUCCAUGCUUUGAAUACAGGCUUGCAGCCAUAUUCCUUUGCUCAUUGUUCCACACACAUGGGUCUACAGAGGAGGAACUAUAAUUAAUAGAUCUUCUUUCCAACUCCCAUCAGUUGGCCUAUGAGUUACAAGAUCAGACGGGCCUUUGGUCUGAACUCACAGAACCCUUCCAAAGUUUGUGUGUGGUUUUUAAAUUCCUUCAUUUUGUUUUAGCAACCCGCCUGCUGUCCUUGGCAAACUGAAGUUCAAGCUCUUUCAAACGUUACCUCUUCCUUUUCGUGCCAGUUGGACGUGGGGGCAAUGACUCGAGGUGAUGGAACAGGAAGCUCACCCAGCGCCCUGUGUUAAUGAAUUACAGAAUCCGAGGAUGGAAGCAAUAAUUUAUUCCCCUCAGAGCACCCCCUGCUCAGAUAGCGAGCCCCUGCCUUCACCCUAGCAAGAGGAUAUUCAGGACCCUCCGCCGAGCCACUAUGAAGUUAAUUGUCAUCACACUGGUCUUGUACCUCUUCACAGGCCAUCCGACUUUUGCCCAAACAGAUAAACGGGUCUCCAAGUUGGAGCAGUUAAAGCACGACUUCACUAAACUCCUGGGAAAGGUCAGCGAGAAAGCGUGGGAUAAAUUGAACUUUGUCAGAAGAUCGAGGCUCGGACAAGAACUGAGAAUCUUGUUUCGUGAUGAUGUUGCAAAACUGCGCAAAUACAUCCAGGACUUGCAGGCUGAGCUGCCACCCGAAAUCACACAGGCCUACCACGCGGCAGUUCAGUUGUCUGGGCACGCCCUGGUGGGCGCCAGCUGUAACCUAGCCGUAUUACGGUCUGCCACAGAAGAGCUCUACGAGGGGCUGGAAUCUCUAGUGACUUUCUACGCCAGCCCCGUCGCGGAGAAGUUGAGACCACACACGCAGGUCCUUAGAAAUAUGGUCGUCCCCAAGGUGCAGGAGCUGGAGGAGAAGCUGAAGCAGCAAGUGGAAGAAAAGGGGCCUGAGCUGAUCCCUUACGCGCGGAAGCUUCACCGCCAGUUGCACGAAUACCAGAGGUCCCUGGAGCCUUAUGCCAACCAGGCCCAGGAGAAGAUCAAGCUGGGCAUAGAGACAUUCAGCCAGACCAUGAAGCGCUACGUCACCCCACUUAUUGAGGCAAUCAAAAAACGCGUCACAGACUCUUAAGAGGUGGAGCUGACAUACCCCCAGUGCUUUCCCCAGAUCUCUGAAGCUUCUCAUAAGCAAUGGAGGGUGGAACCUUGGCCAAACUCUUUGAAACAGAAAGGGUCAAAAAAAGGGAAGCGACUGGAUUGAGUGUUCUCAGCAAUUUGGGGUGGGGAGCAGAGGCUGUUGGUGAUAUCUUCCCUCCCCCAAACCGUGUAAUAAAGGAGCUGUCCCUAAUGAUGCUGGUUUAGGGCUGUGUUUAUGUCUUAAUGUUUUCUGAAAAUAAUCUUAUUGCAUUUGUAUAUAAUAAUAUAAAUGGAGAAAAUGUUGUUACUUGUUAUAAUAUAAAAUCAUAUUAUAAUAUAAUCAGGCUCAGCGAUGCAUGUAAAGUUCAA
This is a messenger RNA of Podarcis muralis (Common wall lizard), 1767 nucleotides long. RefSeq lists its product as uncharacterized. NCBI's taxonomy places the organism in Eukaryota, Metazoa, Chordata, Lepidosauria, Squamata, Lacertidae. The record is from RefSeq and is a predicted model, not a curated record.